This is a messenger RNA of Mauremys reevesii (Reeves's turtle), 3629 nucleotides long. RefSeq lists its product as uncharacterized. The coding region runs from base 60 to 749 and encodes 229 amino acids. The transcript is spliced from 3 exons. The record is from RefSeq and is a predicted model, not a curated record. NCBI's taxonomy places the organism in Eukaryota, Metazoa, Chordata, Testudines, Geoemydidae.
AACACAACUCCUAGCAGGCGGCCCUUCCCUUCGGCCUUACGGGGUGAGACGGAGGAGCCAUGCUGAGGUCGGAUAAACCAACGCUGGGCUCCAGGCCAGUCAUUGGAUCAUUGGUCCCUCGGAAGGACUCCCCGGGCACAGACAUCUUCCGCAAUGACAAUGGAGACUGCAUCGUCCGCUCCGACCUGGGCUGCUACCUGCAGACAGAGCUCCUUGAGAACGGGCGCAACAUCAAGAUCCAGAGACUGCACCCCGCGUGCGAGGGUGGGGAUCACUACUUGGGCUGCGUGGGGGAGCCCAAUAUCUACAUCCUCAAAGGCAGCUACUACCGGGUGGUGAAGGACCUGAGCAUGGAUGACAACCCCCAGGACUUUGACUUGCAUCCCAGGUGCCACAGCGGGGACCACUAUGGGAUGACUGGUUAUGGAUUCUUCAUCAUUUUCCAAAACCAGGGUGAAAUGCGGUGGGUGACUGAUUUGAGAACAGCUGAAGGUGAAAGAAACGUCAUCCUGCACCCCGAAUGCACAAAGGGGCUCUACUACUUUGGGAUCAGUUGCCUCCUUACCCUGAUCCAGGUGGACGAGAAGUGGGGGGCUCAGUUCUACUUGUACAAUGAGAUGAGAUCUGCCAACCUGAAUUCCUUCUACUCCAUCUACCCUGACGUGCUGAAUUUCUUCCCUGGGGGGGGUGACCCUCACCAAGGGCAUCUCCUCUGCGGGUUGGGAGUGCAUAAAGACCCUGCACAAUGACUCCGGCUCCCCCAUCAGCUGGUCCGACAAGGUCACCCGCAAGGUGGGCUAUGCCAAGCAGUACAUGUCCAGCAUCGAGCGCAACUGGAGCAUAUCUGCUGAGUUGUCCUGCGGAGCUGGAGAGCUCAUCAAGCUCAUCACCCAGCUCCAGUUCUCCCUUGAGUUCGAGUACGGUGGGAGAAACGUCCAUAUGUGGCAGGAAGACUGGACCGAAGCCCGAGAAGAAGAGGAGUCAAUUCAAGUGACCCUGGAGCCCAAAAAGAACCUGUACAUCUGGCAGUACCGCCUCUGCAUGGGCCAGGAGCCCAUCUUGUUCUGCAGGAACAUCCAGUUCACCAAAGAAAAUAACCCACCCGACCACGUCCCUCUGUCUCUGGUCUGAGCAUCUGUGAGGAUGGAGGAUGCCAGCACCAUGAUGAUAGUCUGGAUGUGUGCAUGUGAACUGCUUUGACCUAGUACUGCCCCUUCAGAUCUUUCCCCAAGCUGCCCAAAAUUUCUCCAGAAUCCCCAACAUUCCUCCCCCUGUUUUUCCUACUGUUCCCAGCAUUACCCAAAUCUUGUUUGCAACGUAGAGGGUUUCAUUAAAUGUCCUUUCCUUCCUAUUAUUAUUAUUAUUAUUACAGCUGGUCUGAAAAUGGGAUUUGAGUUUCCUGUGCAAAAUUUGGAUUCUCUAUUGAAAAACCAAAGCAACAACAAAAAAAUUGACUAAAAGCUGCUGAAACCUCAGAAAAUUGGACAGAAAAGAGCUGAAACCUGAAAAAAUUGACAAAAACAUGCCCCAAACAGAAAAAUUCUUGGCAAAACACUGCCAAAGGAAACAAAAAUAUAUUUGCUGAAAACUGGACAAUGUUUUAUUUGUAGCCAAGCAUUUUCAGGUCUUCUGACCAAAAAAAUGACCCUGAUUUCGAGGGAAGCUGACACUUGCUGGGAAUAUUUUCCUUUUGCAAAACAAUCCAAUUUUCCCUUAAAACCAAUAUCUCAACGAGCUUUAAUGAUGAGGACACACGGCCGGCCCAAACUUCUCCCCCUGCCACGUCUCCAUUCUCAUUCAUCCACCUCCUUCACAGCCUUCCCCAAACCUCCUGCCAAAUAAAGGACGUGAUUGAAUGACAUGUUCCCUCUCCAAUUGUUACUGAUAGUCACAGCCCAGAAUUUGCUUUGGGCUCCUUCAGAGUCGAGUGUCCAGUGGAAACCAGAGGAAUCCCUGAAGUGUUGUAAGUGAGAACGAGGAUCAAUACCAUGGAUUUGCUUAGGUGCCAGAGUAGAUUUGAAAUCUGAAAUCUAGCAAACUGCAUUUGCAGUCCAUGUCUGAAUGAAAUUUAAUUAGGGUUACCCUGUAUUAUUGAGUCCUGGGAGCAUUAGUGUUCUCAAUUUAAUGCUUAACUUUUCUCAGGUCUAUUUUCACCCUGGAAAGUACUUCUAAAGUCAACAAGGUAUAUAAUCAUCAGCUUUACAGAUCAAAGAUUAGAUACACCAAAUAUCCCAGGGAUGUACUGAACACAUGUGGUCUGGCACUCAACGGUCAUAGAUAGACCAGGGUUGGGGCCCAGGACUUAUACUAUAGACCAACCACUUAGCUGGCUUAAUGACAUAGUUACACUAAAGUAAAUAUGUAGUGUCGACCAAGCCUCAUUUAUAAUCAUCAGUUCUUCAGUCUCUCCAAUACAUUUGUCACACUUUAAGUAAUUCUCUGAAGCACUUUGUUUGAAGGCAUCCUACUAACCGGGUCCCUGCUUGUUCUAGUGCGGGGUUUGAAAGGGACUAGUUCAAACUAGCAAAAGCUGUUGUUUAAAGUUAUUGUGGGAGGUUCUCUGCAGCCAUUGACUUGGGCUGAGGAUGGAGAAACACGCUAAUGGCAAUGUGUAGUUAAAAUCCAAGAUACAAUUCCUCAGUGCUGUGCUACGAAGAGAGCAGACACAGCAGGGGAACUUUCAGAUACUGAGAUUAAAGAAACAUCAAGCGAUACAACCUCCAAAAGGAAGUCUCACCACUUCUUCUCAGCCUGGUAAGCCUGGCACAGGAGAAUGCGGGACACAUGGUCUGUCCAAGUAUCUGGCAGCACUUCUAGAUUCACCAGCUUCAUUGGUGGGCUCAGCAAAACUCUGAGGUCCACCAUGAUGACCCCACUUUAUACACCCUGUGUUGGGGUUCACUGGAGGAUGACAAUCUUCUUAUUUUCUACUGGACACUUGCUGCAGCUCUCAGAUUUCUGGUCUGUUACUUUCUCUGCUGCUUCCAUCAUUAUUCAGUAGAUGCUCAUCCACAUUUUCUGUCAUUCUUCUGAGGCUCUUUGUUUUAAUAAUUUUUAACACUGCAUUCCUGUAUGAAAACAGCCUAUUAAUUGGGUUUCCCCCCUUUUUAAAACAAUUUAUUUUAAUGUUUCAAAGUCACACGUACGUUGGAUGCUUCGGCCUUUCAAUAUUCAUUUUCCGUCCUGUGCCAGACAGUCUCUAUCAAUUCCAUGAGGCAACAAUCAGUCUGAAAGAAAACAGACAAAAUCUUGUAUAAUUCUUCUAAACAUAGCAGACAAGGGGCCAACUUUGAAAAGGCAUUUAGGUGCCUGAAGGAGUAGGGUGGUGCCUAGUGUGGAUUUUAUGGGUGUCUGCAGGAGCGAGAGAUUCUUGAGUUGAGUCUUGCAUUGACCUCCUGGAAAUCGAUAGGAUCAAAUCAGUCCCUUCAAAUGCAUGCUCACCACUUCUCAGUGCCCUCCUCCCAGCUCGCAAACCCAGCUCAUUCGCUUCCCGUUCCCCAGCUUCUCUCCAAAUCUAGUUAGCAAUGCAGCUGAUUUUAUUUCAUCUUCUUCUUCAUCUGUCUUUUCUCAUUAUAAUCCACAGCCUGAAUUCUGCUUUGGGAUCACUGAGGAGUUGAAUCUGCUGCCGA